This is a messenger RNA of Aphidius gifuensis, 783 nucleotides long. RefSeq names its product cytochrome c oxidase assembly protein COX16 homolog, mitochondrial (gene l(3)neo43). The record is from RefSeq and is a predicted model, not a curated record. Lineage: Eukaryota; Metazoa; Arthropoda; Insecta; Hymenoptera; Braconidae. Gene Ontology annotation, cellular component: mitochondrial inner membrane. Bases 191 to 490 code for a protein of 99 amino acids. The transcript has 3 exons. Gene Ontology annotation, biological process: mitochondrial respiratory chain complex IV assembly.
AAGUUACAUGUGAUUAACAGUGUUAAUAGUUAUUAUUAUUAGUAAUUAUUUAAAACAAUGCUCAUGACAUUAGUAAUUAUUAAUUAAAAAUUUAUCGAAAUCGUAAACAUUUUUGAAGGACAAUCAAGGUACUCAUCAAUAAUUUAAUAACAAAUUUCAUCAUAAUUUUUUCUUGGAAAAAUAAAUAAAAAUGACACUCAAUCCAACAAAUGUUAGAAAAAAUAUUGAAAAUUUUUUCAAAAAAAAAUCAGUAAAAUAUUUUAUUCCAUUUGUACUUUUUGUCGUUGGUGGAUCAAUUGGUUUACGUGAAUUUACAAGUUUACGUUAUCAAUAUCGUAAUACACUAUCAUUUAAUGAUAAAUUAAAACAUUCUGGAGUUGAAAUUAAUAAACCAGAGGAUGUUAGUCUUGAAAAAGUUUAUGACAAAGUAAAAGAGAUUGAUACGACUAAUUGGGAAAACGUACGAAUUACCAGACCCUGGAAAGAAUAAAUUUAUGUUUUUAAAGAAAAGUAAAUAAUGUUUAUGGUAAAUCUACUUACUUGUCAAAUUUAUCAAUAAACAUACUUAAUUUAUUUUCGAAUUUAAUUAAUUUUCAAUUGAUUAAUAAAUCAUGAUGGCUGUUAUCAUUUAAUCAUCACGAUUUAUUAUUUAUCAAAACAAAAAAACAUGUAAUUGUUAUUUUGCAAAUAAUACAUCAAUAUUUGAAUGAAAAAAAUAAAAUAAUAACAUUGGUUUUGAAUUACUUGAUCAACAAAAAUGCACAAUUAUUAAUGAAGGUGUGA